AGGCCGGAUCUGGCAACCCCGGCUGGUGCGGCUUCAUUCACUCUCUCUCUCUGACAGCCAGACUAGCGUGGAAACAUGGUGCUCGACUUGGACCUGUUUCGGACCGACAAAGGCGGCGAUCCAGAGAUCAUCCGCGAGACUCAGAGGAAGAGGUUUAAGGACGUCACGCUGGUGGAUAAACUGGUGGCCGCCGACACGGAGUGGAGAAAAUGCCGCUUCACCGCAGACAACCUGAACAAAGCCAAGAACCUCUGCAGCAAGAGCAUCGGGGAGAAGAUGAAGAAGAAGGAACCAGUGGGGGAGGAUGAGUCUGUGCCAGAGGAAGCCCAGAACGUGGAGGAGCUAACGGCGGAAACGCUGUCGGCCCUGACAGUAACACAGAUCAAGAAGGUGCGUCUGCUCGUGGACGAGGCGGUGGACAAAACCGACCGGGAGAGGAUAAAGCUGGAGGCGGAGAGGUUCGAAUACCUGAGGGAGAUCGGCAACCUCCUGCAUCCGUCUGUACCAAUCAGCAAUGACGAGGAUGCAGACAACAAGGUGGAGCGUACCUGGGGGGACUGCGGCGUCCAGAAGAAGUACUCUCACGUGGACCUGGUGGUCAUGAUCGACGGCUUUGACGGAGAGAGGGGCGCCAUUGUGGCCGGGAGCAGAGGUUACUUUUUAAAGGGGCCCCUGGUGUUCCUGGAGCAGGCUCUGAUCAACUAUGCCUUAAGGAUCCUCCACAGCAAGAACUACACCAUGCUGUACACGCCUUUCUUCAUGAGGAAAGAGGUGAUGCAGGAAGUGGCCCAGCUCAGCCAGUUUGACGAGGAGCUUUAUAAGGUCAUCGGUAAGAGCAGCGAGAAGUCAGACGACAGCGCCAUAGACGAGAAAUACCUCAUCGCCACCUCUGAGCAGCCCAUCGCCGCCUUCCUGAGGGAAGAGUGGCUGAAGCCCGAGGACCUGCCCAUCCGCUACGCCGGCUUCUCCACCUGCUUCAGGCAGGAGGUGGGCUCUCACGGCAGGGACACCCGCGGGAUCUUCAGGGUGCACCAGUUCGAGAAGAUAGAGCAGUUCGUCUACGCCUCCCCCCACGACGGCAAAUCAUGGGAGAUGUUUGACGAGAUGAUCGGCACGGCGGAGGAGUUCUACCAGUCCCUGGGAAUUCCUUAUCGCAUAGUAAACAUCGUCUCUGGAGCCCUGAACCACGCCGCCAGUAAGAAGCUGGACCUGGAGGCCUGGUUCCCCGGGUCGGGGGCCUUCAGAGAGCUGGUCUCCUGCUCAAACUGCACCGACUACCAGGCCAGACGCCUCCGCAUCCGCUACGGACAGACCAAAAAGAUGAUGGACAAGGCAGAGUUCGUGCACAUGUUAAACGCCACCAUGUGUGCAACAACGCGCGUGAUGUGCGCCAUCCUGGAAAACUACCAAACCGACGAAGGCAUCGUCGUCCCCGAGAAGCUCAGGGCGUUCAUGCCUCCUGGUUUGACAGAGAUCAUUAAGUUUGUUAAGCCCGCCCCCAUCGACGUGGAGAUGUCCAAGAAGGCUAAGAAGCAGCAGGAGGGAGGGAAGAAGAAGAAGAAGGAAGGAGGAGACCAAAACCUGCCCAACGCCAUGGAGAGCAUGUCCGUCAACGACUCGUAGAGCGCCCACCCACCACCCACCCACCUCACAGAGCCAAACCGAUGGAACGCAGCCUCGUCAAUGACUACAAACAUCAGCGUUCAGUUUAGUCGUUUCUCCUGAACUGAAUUAGUUUAGACCAGAAAAGAAGAAAUGGCCUUUUUUUUUAUUUAGGCUUGUUAAAGGUUGUUUAAUCACUGAAGGAAAGGGAGGCUGUCUUGUCCCGUCUGGUUGUCGGUCUUCAUCUCAUGAAAAAGGAUUUCUCCGUCAGCUCAGACAUUCUCUCGCCACGUCUUUUACCUUUUUGGUAGUAAAGCCUGAAUGAGGCUGAACCAAGCAGGCUGAUCUCACUCAACCAGUCGAUCCUUCACUUUAUCUGCGUUUACUUUCUGUGAUCAAUUCAGAGGAGCCAGUAGUAUUGGUAACUAUGGGCAAGAACACAUCUGUUUCUGAGGGGUUGUAAUCAUUUAAGAUGCAGUUUCAACAUGUCUGGCAUGUUUCAUUAAAUCCAUUUGGUGUCUGUUGGGCUUUGCUUUCUGUCCCGUCAUCAACAUCAUCAUCACCGUUGCUGCUUAACGUCAAUAGCGACUGUGAAUAUUGACGUCCUCUGACUUUGAUUUAAAAGAUGUAUAUGAAUGCGCAUUAAUGAAGUGGCACUUACUGUAAACAAUAAACACAGGAGACAUGAA
Fundulus heteroclitus (mummichog) is the source of this 2291-nucleotide messenger RNA. RefSeq names its product seryl-tRNA synthetase 1 (gene sars1). Gene Ontology annotation, biological process: seryl-tRNA aminoacylation. Lineage: Eukaryota; Metazoa; Chordata; Actinopteri; Cyprinodontiformes; Fundulidae. The record is from RefSeq and is a predicted model, not a curated record. The coding region runs from base 76 to 1623 and encodes 515 amino acids. Gene Ontology annotation, molecular function: ATP binding; serine-tRNA ligase activity; tRNA binding. The transcript has 11 exons. Gene Ontology annotation, cellular component: cytosol.